GAAGCUAUUCAUCACACAGAAAUACACAGAGCAUUGAUUUAUAAGUAUUUUAUAUUAUCACAUAUUCACAUUCAUAGGUUUGGAAAUGGCUGUCGAAAGGAAUAUCAACAGCUCUCAUGAAUUUCCUAUGGCUAGUGGAGCUAGCCCUUUCAGCUACAAGAAAAAUUCCGCCUAUCAGAGACGUGUUGUUCGUGCUACUAAGCAGCUCGUGAAUGCAGUGGUGGCGGAGAAACUCCAAGUUGAAAGCCUUAAUAUACAGCGGGGAAUAUUUCAGAUCACUGAUAUGGGUUGUUCAACCGGACCUAACACAUUUAUUUCAGUACAAAACAUCGUGGAAUCUGUGGAGCUAAAGUUCCAGAACAAAAAUGACACUAAAAUACCUAAAAUUCAAGUUUUCUUUAGUGACCAUUCCUUUAAUGAUUUCAAUACCCUUUUCGCAUCUCUCCCAACAAAUAAGCCCUAUUAUGCUGCUGCUGCUGUGGGUUCUUUCUACGAUCGUGUUUUUCCUGAUGAAUCUCUUCAUAUUGUUAACUGCUCUUAUGGUCUACAUUUUCUGUCCAAAGUUCCAAGUGAGGUUGAAGACAAAACUUCACCUGCUUGGAACAAAGGAAAAAUUUACUAUUCCCAUGCUAAGGAAGAAGUGAUUAGGGAAUAUGAAAGACAAUAUGAGAAAGAUAUGGACUCGUUCUUGAACGCUAGGGCACAAGAGGUAGUCCCUGGAGGGUUAGUGUUUAUCACUGUUCCAGCCCGACCCGAUGGAACUCCUCAUUCUAAGGUGAUCUACAAUAUGUUAGCUGACACUUUGGGUUCAUGUUUUGUGGAUUUGGCCAAGCAGGGUGAGAAUGAGAUUGAGGAAGACGAGGUGGAUGCAUUCAAUAUACCAGUGUACAGCACGUCUCCAUCUGAAAUAGAAGAAGCAAUUACAAGAAAUGGAUGUUUUGACAUAGAAAAACUGGAGAUUCUGCCAAAGGAAACAUCACCAAUCAAUGGUCUGACUGCUAAAGAUGCGUCUGUGCACAUAAGGGCUAUAACUGAGGGACUGAUUGAAGAAAAGUUUGGUCCAAAAAUAUUGGACAAACUCUUUCAUCUCUACACACAAAAACUUGAGGAUGCAUAUCUUGACUUGCUUUCUGGUGAAGCAAUAAGUUUAUUCGUAGCUCUUAAACGCAAAACGAACAUCUAAUCUGCUCUACAGAAUAAUGGUGCAAUUUGAAGCUUGGUGGUGGAGAUAUAGCUAUGGUUUGCAAAAUAAGAAAUGCGUGCAACAUGUUUGUUUGUUCUAAAACUAUGUCGUUUUCUCGUCUUCUGCUUUGUUUAAUGUUGUCUUUAAUUUGGUGUGUGAUGUGUCCUUUGGGUUGUCAUGAAAAUGUUAUUUGAAUUCUAAGUACGGUGUGUGAUGUUCCCUUUAGAUGUUGUCUACAGUAUGUAUUGUUUUGAAAUAUUUCUUCUGGCAUUUAAUUUCUUGAUCAAUGAACGCUCAUUUCAUCCAUG
Molecule: messenger RNA, 1491 nt
Organism: Nicotiana attenuata
Lineage: Eukaryota; Viridiplantae; Streptophyta; Magnoliopsida; Solanales; Solanaceae
Product: probable S-adenosylmethionine-dependent methyltransferase At5g38100
Exons: 3
Coding region: 86-1183 (365 amino acids)
Biological process (GO): methylation
Molecular function (GO): S-adenosylmethionine-dependent methyltransferase activity
Source: RefSeq, a predicted model, not a curated record